Messenger RNA from Mus pahari (shrew mouse), 673 nucleotides. Its product is annotated as proteasome maturation protein-like. Lineage: Eukaryota; Metazoa; Chordata; Mammalia; Rodentia; Muridae. Gene Ontology annotation, cellular component: nucleus; cytoplasm. Gene Ontology annotation, biological process: proteasome assembly. The transcript has a single exon. The record is from RefSeq and is a predicted model, not a curated record.
AGAUGAACUCCAGAGGCCUUGGGUUGGAGCUGAAGGACAGUAUUCCAGUGGCGGAGCUCUCUGCCAGCGGGCCUUUCAAGAGCCACGAUCUCCUCCGGAAAGGGUUUUCUUGUGUGAAAAAUGAACUUUUGCCCAGUCACCCUCUUGAAUUAUCAGAAAAAAAUUUCCAGCUCAACUAGGACAAGAUGAACUUUUCCACACCGAGGAACAUCCAGGGUCUGUUUGCUCCCUUGAAGUUACAGAUGGAGUUCAAAGCAGUGCAGCAGGUUCAGUGGCUCCCGUUUCUCCUGAGCUCAAACCUCUCAUUGGAUAUUUUGAGGGGCAACGAUGAGACCAUUGGUUUUGAGGAUAUUCUUAAUGAUCCAUCACAAAGUGAACUGAUGGGCGAGCCCCACUUGAUGGUGGAACAUAAGCUGGGCUUGCUGUAAUACGGGGGCCGCGCAGGAAGGUGCGAUGGUUGUGCUCUACAUAGUUGCCUGCUACAGUCUGAUGUUCACAGCAUUAAAGUACCGAGAGGAUCGCUGGGCCAUGUGGAAGCGUUUGGGGCUUGGUUUUGGGUUGUGAGUCAGUUGAAAGACUNGAGGUGGUUUCUAAGCUCUGAGGUUACAGCAAAGCCCAAAUUCUGAAAAUGUGUUUCUUAUAAAUGUUACAAAAAUGCAAUAAAGUUCCCAGG